CCAUCUUUGUGCGGCAGAAGCUCGUCAAAGCUUGGCCGAAUGUCAAAUUUCUUUAAAUAAUUUCUAGUGAUUGAUAGUUAGAGGAAAUCUGAAAUAAUCCUCGGACGAGUGUUGGAGCUGUGUCGGACGUUCAAGGCUUCCCGGAGGACGUGGGGAUUUCCGAAAGUGGGACUGUCGGGAUGACUUAACCUAGCGCUCCUAACCUCGAAAGUCGAUCUAGUCCAAUACCGAAUGUCAUGGUUUCUUGCGACGAAACGAAAAUAGAGUUCGUCACGUUGAACGGAAAGUCCGCGGGGAAGGAAGAGUCCGUUGCUUUUGUCGAACAAUUCGUGAAGAAGGUUUGCGAUUUUAGCUCACAGUAUGGAAGUGACAUUAGCAUCUCUUAUACGGCCUACAAUAUCGCUGGGAAUCCAAGCAAGUUUCCUGAUUAUGGAGACUUUCCACAGGCCUUUGUUAUGAGAACUUACGGACGGUGGUGGGAUGAAGCACCGUCCCGGUUAUCUGAUUACAUGCCACAGAACAAUGGGCCGAUAGUUAGUCAGGAUUAUAUAGACGUAGAAUACCACGAAGAGGUUUAUCCCAUCCGGGUGUCAAUAUACGAGACGUACAGUCCUGGAAGCGUAGUUAGAAUUUGGGCAAGGGACACGCACAGCGGUAAUCGUUGGUUUUUGCUAUGGAGCGGACCUCCUCAGAUCGUCCCUCACAAGCCCAGAAUAUUUUCUCCGCCACUUCAUCUUUGCAACUUUAAAACGAAAAUGUUAAGACUGGAAUUUAAUCACACCCUUCUCGAUUAUUAUACGGAAUUAGACGCGAUUUUAUUCAUUGGGACGUCGGAAUUGAUUUUGCCGCAUUUUGGCUUUCAAAACCGAAGUUUAAGUACUCUAUUACGAGAAUUGGGUGGAACAGGCUCUAAUGACAAAGACGCUCAUAACUUGACACCCGAUUACCAGCAGACGAAUCAAGACUUAAAAGAACUUAAGAAUACGCUUCAUAAGCAUUGCGUUUUAUACAAAAGUCAAUUUUUGGAGAAAGUUCCUAAAGGAAAGCUAGUGUCGAAGCUAGCCAUGCACUACCAUUGCAUUCCUCCUAUCGAAGAAGCUUUCAACAGUCUACAACAGUUCCUGCAAGAGGAAUUUCCUAAACUAAUAAGAGACAUCGAUCUCUCUACUUCAUCGACCCUGUCUUUGAUCGAUGAUUCAGCCUCUAGUUGCAGCGGCAUUGUGGAAAAUACCUGUGGCAGCUUUUCAGCACUUCCGGAUGAAACAGUGCUGAAAAUAUUGAAGAAUCUGGAUUUGAAAUCACUAUGCCGCUGUUGCAAAGUGAACAGGCAUUUCAACAACAUAGCUCGAGACGCCUUGCUUUAUACAAGUCUAAACUUAAAGCCGUACUGGUACUGUAUAGAUGCAGAGGCAUUAAAUUACCUUGCCCCUAGAUGUCAGUAUUUACAACGAUUAGACCUCUCCUGGUGCGGUAAUUACGGCGCGGUCGAGCCUGACGAUUUCGUCAAGUUCCUCCAGUCCUGUGGCGGUCCAUUAACUCACCUGCGACUGAACUGCUGCCACUUCGUCAACGAUUCCGUCAUUUUCACGAUUACCGCCGUGUGCAAGAAUCUGAAAGAGCUUUGCUUGCGGAAUUGCACGGCAAUUAAGGAAGGAUUUUGGCACCUGGUCAACCUACACUGCCUAGAACGCCUGGAGCUGUAUCGAACAAAAAUCGAGACGUCACCACUGUGUGCUAUCCUGUCCAGGAACCCGGAGAUGAGGCACUUAAAUCUGGCAGGAUGCGACUGCAUCCCAAAUAUGGACGAGGUUGCGAUAGCAAUUGCCAAUUCCUGCCCUCGGCUUGAAAGUGUUGAUUUUUGGAAGGCUCGGUGUCUGACACCCAACGGUGUCAGGGCACUCACUCGAUGCACAGGUCUACGUGAGGUCGACUUUGGUUGGUGCCUUGGAAUGGGAGCUCCUGGGGAUUCUCUGAGGGCUUUGCUGUCGUCUUGUCGUGCCCUGGAGAAGGUCUUCCUCGCCGCGCUGAGGGGAAUCACCGAUCGCGAUUUGGAACCUUUGCUUCGAUGCCAGAGACUCCAGCAGUUAGAUUUACUCGGUGCAAGGUCUCUUACUCCGGACAUGUGUCUCCUAUUUUUAAUAUACUGCCCAAGAUUGAAAAUGAUAGACUUAAGUUUUUGCGAGGCGAUUAGUGAUGCCAAGAUCCGGGAGUGGCGCUUGUUGUAUCCCCAUGUGUCCAUCAAGAGAAGCUUCCAGGGUAACGGGCUGGAUAUAACUUAACGAAUGCCUCCUUAACUGCCUCUGUAUUUACUGCCCCACGUCAAUUCCUGUGUAAGAAUCGACGUAACGAACUGGAAUUUCAUGUAUCGCAUAAAGAAAUUUCAUUGGAGGGGUUCUGCCAAGUCUGCGGACAUCUUUCCAUGCGAGGUGCAGCUAACUCGAACAAGGUUUUUUUUAUUAGACCAAGAGACAUUCCAUAGCGUAUCGUUAACUAAGCCAUCGACACCUAUGAUAGAACAAAGUUGGCGUACUUGAAUUUUUUAAUAAAGCACUAUUUAUUCAUA
Messenger RNA from Orussus abietinus, 2563 nucleotides. RefSeq names its product F-box/LRR-repeat protein 4 (gene Fbxl4). The transcript is spliced from 7 exons. Gene Ontology annotation, cellular component: SCF ubiquitin ligase complex. Gene Ontology annotation, biological process: SCF-dependent proteasomal ubiquitin-dependent protein catabolic process. The record is from RefSeq and is a predicted model, not a curated record. Gene Ontology annotation, molecular function: protein binding. Bases 237 to 2279 code for a protein of 680 amino acids. NCBI's taxonomy places the organism in Eukaryota, Metazoa, Arthropoda, Insecta, Hymenoptera, Orussidae.